AAUCCUUCAACACCAACUACACUUUCAAGUUGGUAAUGGCUAAGCACACAAAUUAUAUAUACAUGCUCUUUUGCAUACCACCUUCAUGCUUCAGAGUUCAGACACAGCUCAUUAUUCAGAUAUCAUCAACAAUGGCUCGUCCACUUCUAUUGAUCCACCCUAUGCCUAGCACCUCACAUAUUGGCUUAGCUGUUAUGACCCUUGUGUUGUGUGCCGUUGCCUUGCUCAUGUGCGCUUCUCAUUCGCGCAAAUGGCGUCAGUGGAAAGCUUGUUAUGAUGCUUUUGUUGAAGAAGAGCCGGUGAUAGAGGUCCACAACGAAGCUGUGGCAGCGACAAGCAUGGGCGAGCAACAAGAAGGAGACGGUUCGCUGUGGCAGAGGAACAUACUUAUGGGUGGGAAGUGCCAGCUUCCUGAUUUCUCUGGUGUCAUAAUCUAUGACUCCAAUGGCAAUGUAGUAACCCCUCCUAAGACUUCUCGUUCAUUACUAACUUGGAAAUAGAGUUUGAAGUUUUCUGAGAUUCAUAAACCCCACAAGCUUAACUUGUACUCCAUCUGCAUGAAACUAUAUUUCUUGAUAGCUUCAUAUUCAAAUAUUGUUGCAUUCAAACUUAAAAAACAAAAUUAAAGUCAUGCAUUGUCAAUCUUGUUAAGAGUGUCUCUAUCUUGUUAGCAUGUGAUACUACUGUCAUCUUUAAUAGAUGUAGAUAUCCUUUGAAUUUUACAACAAGAGUAAUAGAGUAUGCUAUGGAUCUUUA
Messenger RNA from Arachis ipaensis, 756 nucleotides. RefSeq names its product nucleolar protein. The record is from RefSeq and is a predicted model, not a curated record. Lineage: Eukaryota; Viridiplantae; Streptophyta; Magnoliopsida; Fabales; Fabaceae.